Molecule: messenger RNA, 940 nt
Organism: Cuscuta campestris
Lineage: Eukaryota; Viridiplantae; Streptophyta; Magnoliopsida; Solanales; Convolvulaceae
Source: the annotation of a GenBank genome assembly
UCCACGAAGUUUGAGGAGAGGCAAAGCUAAAGCCACCUCCGACGGUUUGACCUCACGCGUUUCUCGAAGAAGACACUCCGUCUCUUCCUUUCCUACUAUCCCCGAUCACUUAAUCGGGGACGCUAUGACGGAUGAAGAAUUCGACCAGAUUUAUUCUGGUAGAGGGGACGCAAAUCUCCCCACUCUUGAUAGUGUAUUCGAAGAUCUUGAUGAAGCAAAUUUGGAUAAUCUGGACGGGGACGAGGAGCCUACACCGCAGAGCAACGACGUCGACGUGGAGGCAGGGUUAUACGGCACUCUACAAGAAGAAACAGCACCACCUCUGCCCCCGAAAUCAAAAAAAGGUUUUGCCGGAAUAGUCGGUGGUCUUCUUGCAAAGAAAGGGAAGCGUGUUCAUUCUUCGACGAGUUCAAGUGGUACAACAGUAAGCUCGCACAAUGAACUUGCUAUGUACCAGGGUGUGCCAUGCGAUUAUGAUGACGACGACGUGGAUUUUGACGUGCUCGGAUGGUGGAAGCGGAACGAACACAUGUUCCCAUGUCUCGGCAUGCUAGCAAGACAAGUGUUAUCCGUUUCGGUAUCAACCGUAGCAGUUGAACGAGAAUUCAGUGCUGGCGGCAACAUUCUAACCGACUAUCGAAGUUGUCUUAGCGCUGAAUCUCUUGAAACACUGGUUUGCAACCAAGAUUGGCUCUUGGCAAGACGUCGAGCUCAAGAGGCUUCGUACCAACUCGAAUCGGAGCAUUACAUGAAUGCAACAACAGAUGGAAGUCUGAGUUUUGAAGAAUAAUUUAUAAUUAUUUUAUGUUAAAUUGUUAAUGUAACUAUGUAAUUAGUUUUUUUAGGAGAGCGAUAUAUAAGCUCCUUCGAGGGUUUCUUUACGGUUCUUUACCUCGUCGCUUUUUUUGAACCGUCAGGAUAUUAAAUGUGGUUGUUCUUC